GACAGCCGCCCCUCGUGCACACACCCUCGUAUUCUCCUGCCCUUCCCCAGGUGAGUGACUAGAUGGGGGCCGGUGGGCCAGAACAGGGGAAAGGACUCACCGCACAAGGGUGCUGGGGCAAGCAGGCACCCCCAGCUCUGUGCCAAGAGCCACCUGGCCUCCCAUGUCCUGCCAGCCAGGGUCUGCUGCUCCCAGCCCAGCUUGCUCUUCCCACCCAGGUCUUGGGCUCCCAGCCCCUGCUCCUCACCCAGCCUCCUUCUCCAAUGUCUUCUCUCCCCCAUCUCAUUUCUUCUUCCUGCCCCUCUUCUUCUGGCCUUGCCUUCUUGGCCAGUCUUUUUCUCUCUAGUUGUUACUAGCUUUUCCAAAGGGAAAAGAAAAGCCUAUUUUUGUCUUCUUCCCUCAAGAAAAGGGAGGUAUGCAAGUGUGAAUAUGGAUGUGGGUGUUUGUGUGUGUGAGAACGUGUGCCUGUGUUGUGUUAGAUCCCUGAAGUGUGUAUGUGUCGGUCUGUGUGGGUGUAAGUUGGUGACUCUGUGUAUUUGUGUGUGUAUAUCUGUGUGUACAGUGAAUUUUUGAUGGAGAGUGUACAGGUGUGUGUUGGGCACUUUAGAAGUCUACAGCUAGAUAGGAAGAGACCAAGAAUCGGCGCUGCCUCCAGGGGAACAUAGUGGAGGCUGGGACCCUCCUUAAGACUGCAGCAAAAGGAUAUCUUGCUUCUCUCCUGCCUGCUCUGCUUCUACGGCCGCUGGACUCUUUUGUGGUGGAACCUGUAACAAAGAGCCCAGGGCACAGGGAGUGGGCCAAGGGCAGGCAGACGCAGCUGACGCAGCUUCCUCUUUGAUCACUUAGAAAAUCUGGACUAAAAUUCUACUUAAUUUUAGUUUAAUUCUACUUAUUUAAAUAGCCCCAUAUGGCUCCUGAGAGUCUGUGAGCUCUGAGAGAGCAGGAAGCGGGUCUGAUUGGUCCACUCCUAUAUCCUCAGUGGUCCAUAAAUGUUACCGUAAGAAUGAGGAAACUCUGCAACCAGGAAUGAUGAAGAAAGGCCAGCUCAUCCAAACGGCCGUCUUCAUCCCCUCCCCAGGCAUCUUUUCACAGCCCAGGGAAGUCCCUGGCUAGAAGAGGCAAGGAACAGAGGCCAAGUCUGACGGUGGCUUCUAGGCUUCAGAGGAAUGAAGGGAUAAUGGGGAGGGGCCAUAGAAGAAGAGGGUGUGGGAGAGGACAGGGAGGAAGGUGGGUGGGACUGAAAGAGGAUUGCUCUCAGGGCCCUGUUAGGGCUUCCCGGGAUUAGGAAAUGCUCUGGUUUUGUGGGUCUAACUUCCUGAGAGGCGAGGCCGGGCUGGGCCUGGCUGACCUGUUCCCACUUCCAGAAGGAUGACAAGGGGCAACCCUGGAUGCAAGCCGAGAUCCAGCUUGACACCCUGACCUGGAGACGGAGAGGCCAGGGGGAGAGAUGCUGGACUGGGGAGACCCAGGGCUCCUAGGAACUGUGGGAGGGGCCUGGCUAGGCCACGUAUGUGACGAGGCUGGGAAUUUCCCCCAGUGUCACUUUGCCCUUUCCUCUCCUCCAGUGUGCCCUAGCAACUGAAGUGUAACAGGCCAGCCCAAGGACACAGGGAAAAUAGUUGGGAUAGAGAAGGGGGAAAAGGGGAAAGAACCUGGAGAAAAGUCAACAGCAAUGCCUUGUAGGCCUAGCUCCUCAAAAGACAGUCUGAUGUCAAGGGCAAGCUGCUCCCCAGCUCCAGGCCUUGGGGUCUUCCUGGGAAAAGGAGAGAAGCAAUCCCUGCUGCCUCAUAGGAUUGAUGAUCAUAAUGAUCAUCGCUACCUUUCACUGAGGCCAAGUCUUGUGGCAUUUGAUUGUCACCACCCUGUGAAUUGGGCACAGUUAUACAGUUAUAGCCUUCAUGUCAUUGAUAAAGAAACCAAGGCACAGAGUUGUAAGUGGCAGGGCUGUGAUUUAAGCCCAGAAGCCAGAGCCCACACCUUAUCCUCUGCAUGACAGUCUCUUGGGAAAUGGGCAAGUUGUGGGUAUGAAAUGGUUUCAUUCACCUUAAGGUGCUGAAUGAAUGUGAAAACUUCUGAAGAUACAACUACCUCCUCAUGCAGGUAUUUGGGAGCUGGAUAGAGAAAAUUAAAAAUGUCUUCUUAGGCUGAGGAGAGAAGCUGGGACCACGGACCCUGCUCAUUUAUUUACUUUUUACCAAAAACUGCCAGAAUUGCCUAGAACAAUUUUAGUCAAUAUCAUGUGCUUGAUGUGCAUUAUCUCAUUUAACUAUCACCAAACUCUCUCUCUAACAUAUACACACACCCAGCACCAAAAAGUACCUAGAAUCCACUGGAGGGUUUUACACUCCUGAGAUUGCCUCAGGCUAUGGAUCUGAGGAAGGGACCCAGGGCUGCUCUUUUCCUAGUUCAUUAGCUGCUCCCGAGUUCCAUUCUCCCCUAGCCAAGGCCCUGAUUCACUCAUUCUCCUAAUGGAAUGAGGCAUGUGCUUGUUUGAUUUAGACGCUCCAUUUCCUAUCAAUGGGUAUGUGGAAAUAGCACUGUGCUGGGAGAAGGAUACUUGGGUUCUGUCCUAUGUAUGAAUCACAAACUCAGUGUAAGACCUCCCGCAAGUCCCUGCCCCUCUCUGGCCCUUGGUGUGGCUCCAGCCCUACAAUGAAAAGACUGGGUUGAUCAUUUCUUUCUUUUUUUUUUUUGAGAUGAAGUCUUGCUCUUGUCCCCAGGCUGGAGUGCAAUGGCACGAUCUUGCUGAUUGCAACCUCUGCCUCCUCGGUUCAAGUGAUUCUCCUGCCUCAGCCCCCCGAGUAGCUGGGAUUACAGGCGCACACCACCACAACUGGCUAAUUUCUGUAUUUUUAGUAGAGACGGGGUUUCACCAUGUUGGCCAGGCUGUUCUUGAACUCCUGACCUCUGGUGAUCCGCCCGCCUCAGCCUCCCAGAGUGUUGGGAUUACGGGAGUGAGCCACUGCAUGGCCUGCCUGGGCUGAUCAUUUCUAAAGACCCUUCAAGCCUGGCAUUCUGAGUUCUAUGUCUUGCUAGCUAGCAGGACUUUGGAGCAUGAUGCUUAAGAGCGUUAAGCGUUUAAGAGCCUGGAUCUUCAAGCUCCGGUUACUUGCUGCACUGUAAGACCUUGGGCAAGUAAUCUAAUACCUCAAAGCUUCAGUUUCAUCUGUGAAAUGUGGAUGAUAAUGGUACCGACCUCAUAAGCUGGUUGGGAGACAAAUUAUGAAUAAAAGCGCAGAGCUAGCACACAGCAAAUACUCCAUACAUGUUACCUUUUAAUGCUUUUAUUAUGCAGCCUCCACCCCUCUUCUGGCACUUGGUCUAGAGUUAAGUUGGUUAUAGAUGGAUUUUUCAUGUUUUUUAUUUCCUUCAAAUGUGUAUUUGGGUCUGACUCUGUAGCUACCUCAGUAGAGGUGGUGGAGGAGGGAGUAGCAGAAAGGAGAUAGAGAAGUUGUGUGCUUUAAAACAAAACCAAAUAAAACAAAACAAAGGCAGUUUGAUUCUCCUUCUGGGUGUGGCUUUGUGAGAGUGCUUGUCAUUACUCUGGAAGAACAAGAGGUUGCACCUGCCUGAGUCACUCAGCUCCCAGCGUCAGGCCCAGCUUCUUGACUUGGAAAUCCCCUUCCAGACCACAGGGUAGCAGGAAGUGCCAGGCUAGGUGGCCUGUCUCCCAUUCCUGCCAUGCUCCUGGAGGCUAGGGUCUCACAGAGGUUGUAUAUGGUGGGAUGGAGCCUGGUGAGGUUGCAUUGCUGAGUUUAACAGCAAAGCUCUACCCAAUGCAUUCAGCCCACAUCUAGACACCACUAUCAUUUCUUAAAUGCCUACUGUGUGCUGAGCUUUGGGCUUUAUUUACAUUAUCCAAUUUAUCCUCACGAUCACAUGAGGCAUAGGUAUAUUAUCCCCCAUUUUCCAGACAGAAGCCUGAGGCUUAGAGGGGCCACCCAGGUAGUAAGUGGCUGAGCAGGGAUUGGAAUCCCAUUAGUUCAAUUCAUAGCCUGUGUUUAUGACAGUGGUAAGUUUCUGCAAGACAGUGAGAAAAAUCAUGUCACUGUGAAGACAACUUGGUACAGUGGACCAAGCACACAGGACUGGGAGCCAAGGCCCUGGAUUCCAAUCCUGGUUGUGUCACUCAAUGUGUGUGGCCUAGAGCAAGUCCUUUUCUAGACAGAGGACUCAAUUUACCUAUCUGUCAAAUAGGGGUUUGUUAUCUAUGGGCUCCACGGCUUUUAACAGGGUGGAAUGCCCUGAAGACAAACCAAGACUUCAAAGAGUGGAAGAGGUGGAGGCAGUCACGACUUUAUAAAUAGAUGAGUUUUCUCACAAAUUGGAACUGUAAAGAAAAAGGAUCCAGAACUAGGAAAUAGGACAAAAAGAUGACUGAAUGCUAUUUUUAUGUCAAGCUUGAGAAUUCCCAGCGGACACUUUGAGAAAUGAAACUGUCUGCCCAGCUAAUGCCAGACAUGCUACAAAAACAGCUGAAAUAGUGUGGAAACAAAAUGCAAGUAAUUAGAGACCAGCCAUUUUUAGGUAAAUUUUAGUUUUCAGUGCGUAGAGGGUGGGGGUGGAGAAGAUGUGGGUUGGGAAUAGGAAGAGAGCAUUGCAGGAAGAGAAUUGGGAAGUACAGGCAAAGAGCAGGAGAAAACUGGCAGGUGCGGACCUGAUGGGUGGAGAUGAUGCCUGGGAGCUGCUAUGUAAACAACCAGGGCCAGGAUUACCAGUUUCUCUGUAGGAUCCCCCAGUGGUGAGACUCAGUGGUGCUUUGGAGUUUGCAUCGCUUCCUCCCUCCCUCCCUUCUGAAUCAAGGCGUAAGUGUAAUUCUUUUCAUAAUUAAACUAGAAUGAAUAUCGUUUUGAAGAUCUGAUAACACCGUUGAAGUAAGUAACUGAAGGAACCCUAGGAGGUUACAAAGCCUUAAAGGAGAAUCCCCAGAUUAGGUAUAUAAUUUGGGCAAGUGUCUGUGUGUGUAUUAUCGCGAAGUCACAGUUGAUUGAUGGGUCUCUCUUCUGUAAAAUGAGGGUGUGUAUUAAACAGUUCCCCAAGUCCUUUCCCCUAAUUCUUUUUGAGGAUGAGGGCCUGUCAAUGACUAAGUUUUCAACAGUACCAGUGAAAUGGGUCUUUUGCAAUAGGUUUUUCAUAAAGCUAUAUUUAAAGAGCUGUUCUUUAUUCCAAGGUUAGACCUUCCACUUUUUGGAAUUAAAAUUUAGCUUUCUUUUUAAAAAUAAAAGGAUAAGCUUUUAAAAAGCUUUCCUACCCUUAAAGCAAGUUUAUGUUCCUUACCGGUCUAGGAAAUCCCAGUCUGUUGCGAUUAUCUAGCCCACAUAUAAGUAGGUAGGGUGGAAGGCGGCCUCUGGAUUUGCCCACCUGGGUUUGAAUCUGGAUUCAGCCCCUUAUUAAGGUCAUCUAACCUUUUUGUGACUCAAAUAUUAUUUAUUUUAAGAAAAGGUAGUAAAACCCACCUCCCUAGUGUGAUUGUGCAAAGAAAAUAAUGUACGCAAAGCAUCUACAAUGUCUGGAGCAAAGCAUUUACGAUGUCUGGGAAUCCUUUACAAUGCCUGGAGCAACUGCGGUAAGAGUCUUUAUAGGUCCUUUCAGCUCGGAAUUUCUAUAGCUUCGUUAAGAAGAGUCCUGGAGCGCCCUGGACGGAACUCUGGGGCCCUGAGCUCCAGCUCUGGCUUAGUGCCAAAUGCUUACGUGCCUUUUGGCAGGUCUCCUCCCUGCUCUGGCCUGUGUUCCCCUCAGCACAAGGAAGGGGCUGGGUGGUCUCUGUGGCUCGCCUCCGCUCUGAAAUUCCGGCUUUCAAGGUGGCCCCAGGCCUCCGCCAGGGGCUUCUGGCGAUGGGAGUGCGGCAAGGGGCCGCGCGGGCCCGGGACGGUGGCGCCAGAGAGGUCGCUCCUAGACGGGAAGGCCGCCGAGGGGACGAGAGACACCGCGGGCCCCCGGAACCGCGGGCAGCCGGUGUUUACCUCGCUCAGUCCCACCCCUGGCGGCCGCGGGCCCGCCCGGAGCGCGCGGCGCGAUUGGGCGAGUGGUCUGCCAGUCUCCGGGGACUUUCCCAGGGGUGGGGCGGCCCGGCCAGGCCCCCGGCACUUCCUCGUCCUCGGCCCGGGUGCCCUGCCCCCGCCCAGGAGCCCGAGGAGUGCUACGGGGGGCCGGAGCCUGGCCCGGGCCGCUGCCCCGUCCCUGGAUUCGGGGCUGGACGCAGCAAGCGGGGCGCUGUGUCCCCAAGCUCCCCGUCCUCGGGGGAGCUUUUGGAAGAGUCCCAGAUGGAAGCGACCAGGCUCCGGCAGAAGGCCGAGGAGCUAGUGAAGGACAACGAGCUGCUCCCACCACCUUCUCUCUCCUUGGGCUCCUUCGACCCCCUCGCUGAGCUCACAGGAAAGGACUCAAACGUCACAGCACCUCCCACAGCCCCUGCGUGCCCCAGUGACAAGCCAGCACCAGUCCAGAAGCCUCCAUCCAGUGGCACCUCCUCUGAAUUUGAAGUGGUCACUCCUGAGGAGCAGAAUUCACCAGAGAGCAGCAGCCAUGCCAAUGCAAUGGCGCUGGGCCCCCUGCCCCAUGAGGAUGGCAACCUGAUGCUGCACCUGCAGCGCCUGGAGACCACGCUGAGUGUGUGCGCCGAGGAGCCGGACCACGGCCAGCUCUUCACCCACCUGGGCCGCAUGGCCCUGGAGUUCAACCGACUGGCAUCCAAGGUGCACAAGAAUGAGCAGCGCACCUCCAUCCUGCAGACCCUGUGUGAGCAGCUUCGGAAGGAGAACGAGGCUCUGAAGGCCAAGUUGGACAAGGGCCUGGAACAGCGGGAUCAGGCUGCCGAGAGGCUGCGGGAGGAAAAUUUGGAGCUCAAGAAGUUGUUGAUGAGCAAUGGCAACAAAGAGGGUGCGUCUGGGCAGCCAGGCUCACCGAAGAUGGAAGGGGCAGGCAAGAAGGCAGUGGCUGGACAGCAGCAGGCUAGUGUGACGGCAGGUAAGGUCCCAGAGGUGGCGGCCUUGGGCUCAGCUGAGAAGAAGGUGAAGAUGCUGGAGCAGCAACGCAGUGAGCUGCUGGAAGUGAACAAGCAGUGGGACCAGCAUUUCCGGUCCAUGAAGCAGCAGUAUGAGCAGAAGAUCACUGAGCUGCGUCAGAAGCUGGCUGAUUUGCAGAAGCAGGUGACUGACCUGGAGGCCGAGCGGGAGCAGAAGCAGCGUGACUUUGACCGCAAGCUCCUCCUGGCCAAGUCCAAGAUUGAAAUGGAGGAGACCGACAAGGAGCAGCUGACAGCGGAGGCCAAGGAGCUGCGCCAAAAAGUCAAGUACCUGCAGGAUCAGCUGAGCCCGCUCACCCGACAGCGUGAGUACCAGGAAAAGGAGAUCCAGCGGCUCAACAAGGCCCUGGAGGAAGCACUGAGCAUCCAAACCCCACCAUCAUCUCCACCAACAGCAUUUGGGAGCCCAGAAGGAGCAGGGGCCCUCCUAAGGAAACAGGAGCUGGUCACGCAGAAUGAGUUGCUGAAACAGCAGGUGAAGAUCUUCGAGGAGGACUUCCAGAGGGAGCGCAGUGAUCGUGAGCGCAUGAAUGAGGAGAAGGAAGAGCUGAAGAAGCAAGUGGAGAAGCUACAGGCCCAGGUCACCCUGUCGAAUGCUCAGCUAAAAGCAUUCAAAGAUGAGGAGAAGGCAAGAGAAGCCCUCAGACAGCAGAAGAGGAAAGCAAAGGCCUCAGGAGAGCGCUACCACGUGGAGACCCACCCGGAACAUCUCUGCGGGGCCUACCCCUACGCCUACCCGCCCAUGCCAGCCAUGGUGCCACACCAUGGCUUCGAGGACUGGUCCCAGAUCCGCUACCCCCCUCCUCCCAUGGCCAUGGAGCACCCGCCCCCACUCCCCAACUCGCGCCUCUUCCAUCUGCCGGAAUACACCUGGCGUCUACCCUGUGGAGGGGUUCGAAAUCCAAAUCAGAGCUCCCAAGUGAUGGACCCUCCCACAGCCAGGCCUACAGAACCAGAGUCUCCAAAAAAUGACCGUGAGGGGCCUCAGUGAGACCAGAUUGUGUCAUUUGGCUCCACCUUCAUCUUGCAGAGCCAGCUGACCUCAGAUUGCCGAAAAACUAGAAGCCACUUGCACGGUGUGGCCAGAGCCUCAGCUGGAUGAGAGGUUGAGAUGGGUGGCCAGCUUGUACACCAGUCCCUGAACUGAGCUGUUUACAGGACUGGGGAGGCUCCACCCAGAAGGCUUUCAUUUGUACUCUGCUGGGAGUGACUGGGAAAAACUCACUUCCCUGCUGCUGAGUGGAGAGAGGCCUCAUCCGGCUUUGACCUGCCAUCCGUUGCAGAAGCCUCCAGGAGCAGCAAUCCUAAGAGUGGGAUGCAGCCAAGACUCCCUUCCUUCAAAACGUCCCGGAAGUGGUUUCAGGCCCUCUAGUUGCCAUGACCAAUUUGUGUGUGUGUUUAAUUUGUGCUUCAAGCUCUGUAGCAGGACCUGCCCCACGCACACCCCUACCCCUCUGUGAGGAGCUGUGGGAAGUGUGGGUUUGUCUCCGGAACAGAAGAGAAUGACGGAUAUUCUGGCUCUGGGGCCCUCUCCACCACCACUCACUGUAGCCUUGCUGAAGCCAUCACAGAUGGGAGAAGGCCAUGCCAGCCACGUCCGCCGAGGGGCCCCAGCCUGAAGCUGCCAGGCCCUGAGGUUCACACCCUGGACCCCAUAGCUGGAGGCCUGUGGUGCCAGACGCCCAGAUUAGGGUGGCUGUCCAUCCCUGGAUAGCUAUUUGCACGAAUCAUGGACAUAAAUCCAAGGUGAAGAAGAUCAA
Molecule: messenger RNA, 8784 nt
Organism: Symphalangus syndactylus (siamang)
Lineage: Eukaryota; Metazoa; Chordata; Mammalia; Primates; Hylobatidae
Gene: TNIP1
Product: TNFAIP3 interacting protein 1
Biological process (GO): cellular response to lipopolysaccharide; negative regulation of canonical NF-kappaB signal transduction; negative regulation of ERK1 and ERK2 cascade
Molecular function (GO): mitogen-activated protein kinase binding
Source: RefSeq, a predicted model, not a curated record